Alternaria ventricosa is the source of this 960-nucleotide messenger RNA. RefSeq lists its product as uncharacterized. The record is from RefSeq and is a predicted model, not a curated record. Bases 1 to 960 code for a protein of 319 amino acids. The transcript has a single exon. NCBI's taxonomy places the organism in Eukaryota, Fungi, Ascomycota, Dothideomycetes, Pleosporales, Pleosporaceae.
AUGGCUUUGCACCACCCUGUAGCUGCACAGCUCAAGCCCGAGACUUUCCUGGAGCUUCAAGGCCGCUUACAGGUUCACUUCCAAUCAGAUGAAUUCUCACCCAACCUCCUCGACGUCAAUUUCAUCCUCAGCUACACUAUCUUGACGCAACUGCGAAUGACUGGAAACGGGAAGCAAGUCAAGGCACCCUUCGACCGCUUCUUCUCCGUGAACCACAUAAGGGAUCCACCAAUAGUGGCGAGUAACGGGGUGAGAUUGGAUGGAGAUGCAAUCAAGAGCCUUCGGCAGCGAGUGCGAGACUAUGGUUGCUUCCGCAAGAGACAUGGCGAUGGAUGUGAGAUGGACCAAGCUACGACUCUGCUGCCCACUUUCAUUCUGGAACUGGCUGUACAUAAUUUGAGUCCAGGCCACAUGUGCGGACUCCCGUCACCUACCAAAAUACCCUUUAACUCAUUCAUGCACUUCUUGCCGACGAUCUUCGCCAAGAAUCCAGCACCCGCUUACGAAGAUGAAGAUGAGAACGUACCGUUUGGCGAGUGCUACGCUCAAAUGCUCUCACCCAAAUUCCUUUCAUCCGGACGAUGGACGGGUUACUACUCGGACCAACGAAGGGCUUUGGGAAGAAGACGCUUCGACCCGCGUAUGCACAGUAUCCAUUUUGUUGCACGGGACACCACUGAACCAAAGUGGGAUGUCGGCGGCUACACCACAUAUACGAUUAUCGAUUCGCAGAGCCGAGGGACCGAUUCUGUCGGAGAGUUCUCCCUGGAAGGUCGCGUGCGACACAACGAUGGAGAUAUCUCCUUGACGAAACGAUAUCUUUCAAAAGACUUGUCAUGUGAUUGGGAGGCGAGGAUGACACCGUUUGGUAUGGUGGGUGCCUGGGGCACUGGACGAAGUAUCGAUACGAGAUUUGGGGGGUAUAUUUGGAUCUGGAAGGAGGAAUGGCAGGGAUCGUAG